Messenger RNA from Closterium sp. Naga37s-1, 1128 nucleotides. NCBI's taxonomy places the organism in Eukaryota, Viridiplantae, Streptophyta, Zygnematophyceae, Desmidiales, Closteriaceae. The record is from the annotation of a GenBank genome assembly.
AUGAGCUGCGGUAGCUCCUCUCCCCUCUCCUCUUGUGUUCCUCUCCCCUCCCCCGCAGAGAAGGCCCUCACGCUCCUCCUGGCCAACAACUUCACAGCGCCAGCUCUGCUACGCCCCAUGGUCACUCGCUUCAUGCUGCCUCGCGAGGAGCUGGCUCUAGAAAAGAUGCGAAUGAAGGGAGGUGAGGCGGUGCAUGCACGAUUGCUGCAGGCAAUGAUUGAGUUCGCCGUCACGCCCAUUCUUUCCCCUCGCAUUCAUGCCUCUCGCCAACUACACGACCACAGGACGCUGGGAGACGCCCCCAUGGCAUUUGGGCUGGUGGAAUUCGAAUCCGCAUGGAACGCCGCCACCGAAGCCCGCCCUCUCUGCUUCGAAAGGCUCCUCCUCCCGGGGGUUCUCAAGGGGCAAGCAUUCCCGUCCCACCCCACCCAAGGCACCUUUCUGGACCGGCACCUGCGGGCGAAGCUAGGGUUGGAUCCGCCUGGGAAAGUGGAGUGGGGAAGGGAUGGGGUGCGAGGGUGGCGGCCGAGAGUGCUGUAUAUUACACGCUUGGGGGCCGAGUUGAAGCUUCGCCGCACCUUCCUGCCGGAGAGUCAUGAGGCGCUGCUGAGGCUGAUGGAGGAGCUGGGAUUGCAGGUUCGAACGCUAAACGAGGCAGUGGAGGGGAGUGCAGAGGGUGUGUUUCGCAGCUGGGAAGAUCGCAUGACCUUUCCAAGUCAACCUCUGGACAGUAACGAGGAUGACCCAGAGCUCAUACUCUUCAUUCCAUUCACAACCGAUGUGAAAAUCAAGAGCAUUGCCAUUAUUGGGGGAGCAGAUGGGACCAGCCCUGCCAAGAUGCGAGCCUUUACGAAUCGUGAGGACGUUGAUUUCUCUGUGGUUAAUGAUCUGACUGCAGUGCAGGAAUGGGAUCUAACUGAGAACCUUCAAGGCGAGCUCGAGUACACCACCAAAUUCUCCAAGUUCCAGGGCGUGUCCUCUCUCACUCUCCAUUUUCCUUCAAAUUUUGGGGGUGAUUUCUCUCGGAUUCACUUCGUGGGACUCAAAGGAGAGGCCACUCAGAACAAUCGGAGAGCGGUGGCUGCAGUUGUGUACGAAGCACAGGCCAACCCCAGUGACCAUGAGUAA